Anopheles aquasalis is the source of this 1182-nucleotide messenger RNA. RefSeq names its product epoxide hydrolase 4-like. Gene Ontology annotation, molecular function: catalytic activity. The record is from RefSeq and is a predicted model, not a curated record. NCBI's taxonomy places the organism in Eukaryota, Metazoa, Arthropoda, Insecta, Diptera, Culicidae.
AUGGAUACGCUAGUAGUCGGUUUUGUGAAGCGCGUAGUGUUGCUCUGUCGUCAGUUCCUGCAGUGUUUGAUCAGGUGGUGCCAUCUGACGUACUGGGCACCAGUAGUUCGCAAACACCCGCCAGAUGUAAUGAAGCCUGGCAGGUGGGGAAAGCAUCGGUACCUAGAAGUGCACAAACUACAGAUCCAUUACGUCGAAAGUGGUUCCAGCAGUAAGCCGUUGAUGCUAUUUCUGCACGGCAUUCCUGACUUUUGGUACUCGUGGCGCCAACAGAUCAAACAGUUCUCCGAAGACUACUGGACGGUCGCGAUCGAUCUGCCCGGUUGUGGUCAGUCCGAUGAACCGCACUACGACAUCACGUACAAGCUGAACAACCUCACAAGGCUCGUAUGUGAUUUGAUGGAUGGCCUUGGCAAGAAGGAUUGCAUUCUCGUCGGUCAUGGCGGUGGAGCGCUCGUCGGAUGGCAGCUCCUCAACCAAUGCCCACAACGCGUCUCCAAGUACAUCAUGAUGGGUCUUCCCUCGAUGGGUGUGCUGCAGGAGCUCCAUCAGCGUGGCGUGAUACCGCUAAGCGUUCAAGCGGAGGCACUGUUCCUAUGCUUUCCGCAGCUACCGUCACUAUUCGCUCGUUCGGGUGAUUUCCAGCUGGUGGAUCGCAUGUUGGCACACUUUGCCAAACCGGCAGAUAUUGAAGCGUACAAGUAUACUUUGUCACAACCCGGUGCUCUCAAACGAUACCUGAAGGCUUAUCGAGAAAAUUUUAGUGAUUUCCUGAUAGAAGAAUACGAUUUCCAGGAGCGUAAACCAUCGCGAACUCCCGGCUUGUUCCUUGUAGGUGACGAGGAUCGUUGGAUUCCGCUGGAAGAUUGCUGUUCCCUGCUGAUCGAUCACUAUCAACCGCUGGAGGUACGCUAUGUGCCACGAACCGGGCGCUUCUUGCACCAAGAGGAUCCAAAAACCGUCAAUCGAUUGAUGCGGAUAUUCCUCAACGAUAAGCUGGACCACUCGAAGGCCAGCGUGGAGAUGCCGCCGGUGACAAAGAUCAUCCAGAAGGAGGUUUGUGAAAACUGUCACGGAAAACAUCACAGCACAGCGGAGCAGCAUGAAAACUGUUCCAAGCACUGCGACGGUGAAGCGCAUCGGCAUUUGCUGUCGAAAGCUAGAAUACCAAUCUGCUCUUGA